CAGUAGGCAUGUGUUCCACUUUCUGCUUUAACAUUUUUACCAUAGACAGUGUUGAAAGCACUCGGAGUAGAAAAGUGACCUAUUUAAAACCAAUUUGAAACCUAUGAUCUUCGAGGGGCAUGAAGAGAUCCCACUGCAGGAGGGAGAUUAUUGAUUAAAUGACAUUGCCCUUCUCUUUCAAAUAUAUCAUGGCCUUGCCCUUCUCUUUCAAAUAUAUCAUGGCCUUGGACAAUAAUCCAGCUAUUAUCACGUUCUGAUGAGUCCUCAUAAAAAAGCACCCCAAGCUGCCACAAAUGUGGUAUGACUUUUAACCUGUGCCCUUUCACCCUUUACAAUGCAGACAUGGACCAAGCUCAGCCUGAGACUUCAAAUCUUUUGAACACACUUUGAUAUGCCUACUUGUAAUACAGUGUUCUGCCUUCUAGUGUUAUAAAAGGAGCUGAUGGGCAACUGGUCAACAGUCACCACAGUUGAGGGCAACUCAAGUCCACUCUCAAAUCUGCUUGCAAGCCCGUCAGAACCGAGAUAGAGGAGUAGGAAUCAUGAUCUCCUUAUACACUAUUAUAUUCACAAUGGUGCUGUUUUCUGAGUUUAGCACCCAUUCUGUCAUUUUAGCAGUACCUACAAGCAAGCUGAAUGAGGACAAGACAGAGGCGGAGAGCUUGAUCUCGAUACUAGGCGAAGACACGAGCGACAGCGCUCCGGCUGCCCUAAGAUUCAGACUGGAGCACAUCCCUGAAAAUGGACUGGAUCUGGGGGACGAAGAAGGAAACACAAAGAUCUUCAUCCUGUCAGACAUCGGUCUGAAAGGGCACACCAGACGUGGCAUGAACACAGCCUUCUCUCGAGCCCUUCCCGUCCUCCCAGACCGAGGCACAGAUCACAAUCCUGCUGAAUAUAGCCUGAAAGUGGAGCGCAGCGAGUCCGACCUUGACAUUCUCCGCUGCAUGAUAGGACGCGUGUAUCGACCCUGUUGGUGACCCUGAGAAGUGUGGUGGACCCUACGUUGCUGCACUGUCAAUGGAUCGCCCUGAAAGCUGCACACAUCUGUGGAAUUGCUUUAAAAACAAACCUGUA
Esox lucius (northern pike) is the source of this 1077-nucleotide messenger RNA. It is a transcript of the gene pmch, whose product is annotated as pro-melanin-concentrating hormone. Gene Ontology annotation, biological process: behavior; chemical synaptic transmission. NCBI's taxonomy places the organism in Eukaryota, Metazoa, Chordata, Actinopteri, Esociformes, Esocidae. The transcript has 3 exons. Gene Ontology annotation, molecular function: type 1 melanin-concentrating hormone receptor binding; melanin-concentrating hormone activity. Bases 543 to 980 code for a protein of 145 amino acids. The record is from RefSeq and is a predicted model, not a curated record.